CUGGGCAUCUACCUGGCUGCCCUCCUGGGCAACGGCCUCAUCCUCACUGCCGUAGCCUGCGACCACCACCUCCACACCCCCAUGUACUUCCACUACGGGAGCCUCCUGGGCAGCAGAGCUUGUGCCCAGAUGGCAGCAGUUGCCUGGGGCAGUGGCUUUCUCCUUGCUCUCCUGCACACGGCCAAUACAUUUUCCCUUCCUCUCUGUUGUGGCAAUACCCUCAACCAGUUCUUCUGUGAAAUUCCCCAGAUCCUCAAGCUCUCCUGCUCAGACUCCUACCUAAGGGAAUCUCAACUUACUACAGCUACUGCUUUUCUGUUAUUGGGGUGUUUUGUUUUCAUUGCUCUGUCCUAUGUGCAGAUCUUCAGGGCUGUGCUGAGGAUCCCCUCACAGCAGGGACGGCACAAAGCAUUUUCCACGUGUCUCCCUCACCUGGCUGUGGUCUCCCUCUUUCUCAGCACAAUUAUCUUUGCCCACCUGAAGCCCCCCUCGAUUUCCUCCCCUUCCCUGGAUCUUGUUCUGGCAUUCCUGUACUUGGUGGUGCCUCCAGUAGCGAACCCUUUCAUCUACAGCAUGAGGAACAAGGAGAUCAAGGUUGCCAUGUGGAAA
Messenger RNA from Oxyura jamaicensis (ruddy duck), 609 nucleotides. RefSeq names its product olfactory receptor 14C36-like. Gene Ontology annotation, molecular function: olfactory receptor activity. The record is from RefSeq and is a predicted model, not a curated record. Gene Ontology annotation, biological process: G protein-coupled receptor signaling pathway. Gene Ontology annotation, cellular component: membrane. Lineage: Eukaryota; Metazoa; Chordata; Aves; Anseriformes; Anatidae. The transcript is spliced from 2 exons. The annotation marks the transcript as partial.